UCCCUCUCCACCUUCGUUUGCAUUCCACACAUUGUUUGUCUCUCGGGUCUGCUUCACAUUCCCUUUUCCCGCACAUUCUUCUUUACUUGGGCUGUUUUGCACGAAUCUUUAAUCUAAUUUUGAAUACAAACCAUCAUUUGCAUGUCACACAACGAUGAUCAGCAACCAUGGAAGAGAAGGAACCCGUUAUGGACAGUCAUUUUCUUGUCUUGUAUCGUCGCCUUUGCUGUCUUGACACCAUUAGUAGAAGCUCAACCUCCUCCUAGUCCGCCUCUUCCCUCUUCUGGAGCCUCACCCCGGGCAACAAAUACUGUUUCUACCUCAACAAGGACAGCAGCACCCUUACCGUCUCAGAUACCUAUCCCGCCACCGGAUCCACCAACGCCCAUUGUUAACCUUCCUCCGGGGACUCGUGAGUUACAGGAUGGACAGGUUGUCGCAGACAGAGUUGGACAAGGUCAACUUCAGACCUACCAUUUAUCAGUUGUUCAACAACAUCUUCCUGUUCGACGACAAUUGGAGCGGAUCAUUUUUCAUCCAGGCCCAAAGGAACUCUACAAACGACAAGUAACGUACUCGCCGACAUCAUCGGCAGGCUCUGGAUCAUUAAUACCCACGUCAACUACUUUUGGGGUUGGAGGGCCUAUACCAGCACCUACCAGAACCAUUGCACCUACACUUCCUUCGCCUUUUGCAAAUGGUACAUAUGCGGUGUACAUAUCGGUAUCAACGUGCUCAACACCCAAAUCAGGAGCCAAUUUAUGUCCACCGUUAAUGAUGUACAUAUCCGUUUCAGCUAGUCAACCCCUACCAGGACCAGGGCAGGACCCUAAAGUGGUGCAGGUAGUUACGAGUCAGGAGGGUUUGAUCCAGUUCACAGCUUAUACGAAUAAGGAUAUUUUCUUUAGUCUCCAAGCACCGGCCUUGCAAGGUGCCUGGACAGGUGAUUGGGCUGUAGAAGUAGGCGCAUCAAGCCAAGGAUAUGUGCAAGGAUAUCAGAGUUCACAAGGAUUAGUUCUCGAUGAUUCGGAUAGUACCAAUGCCAGCUUCUUGACACAUAAUUUCACAGCAGUUCCGACGUUCAAAGUUUAUUUGGUCAAUUCGACUUCUUUACCUGUAGGGCUGACCCAUUCGUUAUGUGCGAUCGAGGUCAUUCAACCCAUGCCUCUUACCAAAGCCAACAUGGUGGUGACUCAGACGAAUAGGACGAGUAAUUUGGAUGGGUCUCAAGGGAGGUUGAUCCUUCCACCAGAGCCAACGUUUGAACAGUUUGGACAACGACGACAGGUAUUGGUUCAGGGCUUGAGACCGGGAACAGAAUAUACUGCGUUCUUUAUUACGGAUGUGUUGAAUCAAGCAGGAGCUGAGGUGAUGUAUGCGAUGACACCCUUUAGGACUAAACGACGUGAUAAUUGUGUGUUGAUCACGGAUCUACAACUUUGCAGGGAGGUAGCCUAUGCAGUCCCAGUCACGCCUCUCUCGACGUUACCGGGCAGCAGUAGUGGCACGACGGUCCAGCAGGAUGUGAAGCAUUACUAUGAUGAUUUCACAAGUCGGUUGAUGGAGACUUUUACAAAAGUGUUGAAGCAGUACGAUUGUUCGAAAUCACAAUAUUCAUUUAUCAGGAACUGUACAGAUUGUGAGCGGGCCUAUCGACGGUGGCUGUGCGGUGUUUCGAUCCCUCGGUGUACGGAUGUGGAGGAUAUUACGGAUUCGAACAAUUACGGAUAUGUGAGGCCUGAGGACAUCGAUCCUCAUGCGGCAGAGAACCCCUAUUUACUUGACCGAUCGAAUGGACCUGUGGUCGUUGGGAGAAAUACCAGUACAUCGAGAGGAGCGGUUGCUCAACUGUCUGCUGAGAAUAAUACGUUGAUGAACCCAGGAGAGUAUGGGGAGGUGUUGCCAUGUGUGGAUCUGUGUUAUGAUGUUGUGCAGAGCUGUCCAAGUUUCUUGGGAUUUAAUUGCCCGGUCAAGAACAUGGGUGGUAAUUAUGCACGGAUGAAUGCUGGGGGAUUCCAAUGCAAUGGAUUGGGCAUAGUAUCGAUUCCAUCAGGAGCAAGGGCCUCAAGGUUGUCGAUGUUGAAAAAGCAAGGGAUUGUUGCGAUCAUGGUCAUAGUGUCGAUUCUCGUUUCAUAAAGGGUGACAAAGAAAGAAAGGGAGAAAGAAAGUAAAUGACCCUGAAAAGAAAUAUGGAUUAAACUAGGAUGAACAACAAAAAACUGUCUUUGAUAUCUCUUGGACAUAAUAGAGUUGAGCUGGU
Messenger RNA from Lobosporangium transversale, 2260 nucleotides. RefSeq names its product stretch-activated Ca2+-permeable channel component-domain-containing protein. Gene Ontology annotation, molecular function: calcium channel activity. The coding region runs from base 142 to 2136 and encodes 664 amino acids. Gene Ontology annotation, biological process: calcium ion import across plasma membrane. NCBI's taxonomy places the organism in Eukaryota, Fungi, Mortierellomycota, Mortierellomycetes, Mortierellales, Mortierellaceae. The transcript has 2 exons. The record is from RefSeq and is a predicted model, not a curated record.